This is a messenger RNA of Lodderomyces pseudojiufengensis, 1548 nucleotides long. RefSeq lists its product as uncharacterized. The transcript has a single exon. Gene Ontology annotation, biological process: maintenance of rDNA; regulation of exit from mitosis. Bases 1 to 1548 code for a protein of 515 amino acids. The record is from RefSeq and is a predicted model, not a curated record. Lineage: Eukaryota; Fungi; Ascomycota; Pichiomycetes; Serinales; Debaryomycetaceae.
AUGUCAUCAAAAAGGUUAGUACGGAGACAAUCACUAAUAUCAAAGGUACAAUCAUUUCCAUUUGACACAUAUCUCUAUUUGAAUGAAAUUCGGUUAUCAAUUGAUUGGGAUGAAUAUGCAAUAUCAUUGGGCUUACCAUUAGGAAUAGCUACCUGUUCACUAUCAAUUUUGAUUCAAUCCAUUCUUUCUUACAACAAUUCAAUCAACAAGAGAUCCAAGAAUUCAUUAUUUAAUUCAAAUUAUUAUCAAUAUGAAAAUUUGAAAAAUUCAAUCAACUCCAGGCAGAAAUAUGAUUACGAAAUCAACACUUCAACCACCAAUACCAUUAUGUGGGGUUUGAACGGAUUACAAAGUUUGAUAAUUCUUAUGUCACUCAUCAAUGUGGUUUUGAUUUAUACUGGGAAGAGAAAUUACCAACUUUUAUAUUGUAAAAAUAGACCACUGUAUAAAUCAGCAGUCCAUCCAGCUAGUCAAGAAUCAAUAUUUUACAUGGCCCUUUAUUUCAUAGUUAAUUUUUUUUCAAAAGAUGAUGAAGAAGCGGAUGAUGGAGAUGAACAUUUUCAUAAUGGUACAGAAGAUAUUGCUGAAGGGGAAUCGUGGCAAUUAAGAGUUUGGGAACCAUCUAAAUUUUCAUUGUAUCUUUACAUUGCUUUAAACCCCAUAAAUAAUUAUAUCAUACAUUACUUUACUUCAGAAAUUUCAUCAUUAAACAUUCUCAUUUUAAUAACUUUGGUGACAACCUUAAAUUACAAGCUAAUUGAAGGAUUUUUAAACUUAAUACAGGACAAGAAGAUUUUGUUUCAAGAAACAUUCAGUGAAUUCAAUAAUAAAGUUGUAAAACCAAAAACAAACAUUUUGAAAAAGGAUGCAGCAAUCGAUGCAGCUAUGGGACCUUUGUACUCGUCGGUUUUAGUCAAUGAUAAGCCUUACACAUUCACCAAACUGAAAGUUUUCACCACUCAUGAUAAUAAGGGCAAACCUACUACAGAAUAUAUAGAUUCUACAAUUAUGGAAAACCCUGAGGAAGAUGAAGUAGAAAAUUUAUAUUUUCCAAAAAGUCAACAACCCAGUCGUAUUUCAAGUCGAAUGCCAAGUCGAGCUCCAAGUCGUGCUGGUAGUAUACAUGAGUAUUUACCAACUAAUCGUCAAUUUCCUCAAUCAACGAAUUAUCAUAAUGAAUUUAACAAUAGCUAUUACUCAUCUACACCAUAUCAGAACCAAAAUCCUAUAGGUCGUAUGCAAAGUCCGGCAUCAUCAAGAUUUACAAGAACACCAACUUACUCGAAUAAUAUCAGUUACAAUAGGUCACCUAGCCCAACGCAUAGAUCCAAUAUAAAUUCAAGAUUAAGUCCACAAAGAUUAUCACCAAAUAAACCUAAUUUGGAUUAUCCAAGAAAUGAUGUUAUAAAUCUGUCUCAUCAUUCACCAAUAACUCGCACACCCCAAUUAUAUAGAUCGCCAUCACCUCAGAGAACUCCCAUUUUCUAUCGGAGUCCUUCUCCAAGACGCGAAUCUGACUCAAAUAGACCUCGACCUGGUUGGAAAUAG